This is a messenger RNA of Gavialis gangeticus (Gharial), 2440 nucleotides long. RefSeq names its product pleckstrin homology like domain family A member 3 (gene PHLDA3). Bases 354 to 827 code for a protein of 157 amino acids. Lineage: Eukaryota; Metazoa; Chordata; Crocodylia; Gavialidae. The transcript is spliced from 3 exons. The record is from RefSeq and is a predicted model, not a curated record. Gene Ontology annotation, cellular component: plasma membrane. Gene Ontology annotation, molecular function: phosphatidylinositol phosphate binding. Gene Ontology annotation, biological process: negative regulation of phosphatidylinositol 3-kinase/protein kinase B signal transduction; intrinsic apoptotic signaling pathway in response to DNA damage by p53 class mediator; positive regulation of apoptotic process.
AAGUGGGAUGGGAAAGGCAGCUGGAGGAGAGAGACUGGGCAUGUAGCGACAUAUCCUGGGCAGAGCUGCAAUGGGGAUCACACACCCUGCAUGGGGCAGGCAGGAGACAGAGAGGGAGAUCUGAGCGAUAGGUGAUCAGAGGGAGCAUGUGGCAUCUAAUUGCUUCCACCCUUUAAAAGCCAAGGAACCAUCUUGGAGCAAGAGCAGGGUGAACUCUUUGGCCAGGCGGACCAGCCUCCUCUGGAGAAGGGAUCCUGCAUGCUGGGGCUGCGAUUAGAGGUGCUGGCAAUCCACCCAGGCAAUGCCCUCUGGGGCAGUGAAGGGCACUGUGAUUCCCCGGGGGGCUGCCAGCCAUGACACCCGAAAAGGUGCUGAAGGAGGGGCUGGUGGAGAAGCGCAGUGGGGGGCUGCUGCAGCUCUGGAAGAGAAAGCGCUGCCUCCUGACCGAGGAGGGGCUGCGGCUCUCUGAGCCCAAGGGCUCGCGCUGCAAGGAGCUGAGCUUCGCCCGCAUGAAGGCGGUGGAGUGCGUGGAGUGGAAGGAGCGGCACGUCUACUUCACGGUGGUGAUGGAGGACGGGGGCGAGAUUGACUUCCGCUGCCCCCAGGAGGACCCGGGCUGGAACGCGGAGAUCACCAUGGGCCUCGUCCGCUUCAAGAACCAGCAGGCCAUCCAGAUGGUCCGGGCCAGACACAACUGCAGAGCAGCAUUCCAGUAUGACACAGGCCCAGACUGCCAUGCCACGGACGUGGAGGGACCAAACAGCAGUACAGGGAUGGCUGUCAGUUCCCCAGCCAACAAGGAGAAUGGGAUCUCUGGCUGCAAGUGACAGCAGGGUCUGGCUGAUACUGUUGUGCAUAGAGAGGGACAGUGGCAUUUUAGGGCUGAAGGCCCAAGGAGCCCGGAGCACACGUGCCACAGCACUGGCCCCUGGGACCAACCUCCUCCCAUGCUGUACUGCUCCAUUUUCCAAGGGCCUGGGUUAGUGGCUGAUGCACAUUCUGGACCCCUUGGCCAUGACCCCGGGAUCCAGUGAAAUACGCAGCUGCCUUUUUGCUGAGCUAAUAACAAUGGCAUUACAGCUUGGCACAGGCCUACAGGUUGACUGACCACUUGAGGGCUUGCUGGAGACACAGGAAAGGGGUCCGCUGGGGGAUCAGAGCCAAACACGACCACAAAAUCCCGAUCAGGAUUGUUCCAUCUGGCAUAAGGCUAGUAUGGAUUCACUGGGGCUGAGGGCUGGGUUGGGAACCUGUCCCCCAGCCCAGCGCUGCUGUCGUUGCACUUGGCUCACAGGCCCUGGUGUCAGACUUUCGCUCAUGUCGGGAUGUGUCAUCUUCAUUGAUAACAGUUCGGGACAGUGCCCAUACAGGUGCCUUUCCUCUGCAAAAGACAGCAUCCCACUCCCUGCACUCUGUACUGCAGCCCAUUUCUCACUGUGCAGCCCUUCCUGCUGCACAGCGCUUUGCUUUGUCAUUUUGUGCAAGCCUGUGCUGAACAAAACAGAGAAGUAAAGUUUCUGCAGAGAGGACAGGCAAGCUUGGUGUGGUGAGAUGCUGUGACAUCCUCCCAUGCACCCAGCUCUGCUUGUGCCCCUCAGACUCAACCUACAGCCCCUUUAUGUCCUGCAUCCCGGUUCCCCAUAUGUCCUGCUCUGCUGAUGCCCUCCAGCUAUGUCAGGAAGGUCCAUCCAAGCCUACUGCAUUAGUGUGGUUAAAGUCCACCAGCUUUUCAGUCAAUGGCACGCAGGAGAGUGAUGUGACUGGCAGUAUGUCCAGCUGUCUUUGCCUCCCCAACCUGAGUGACCAGGUGCCCAUGAACAGCUGGACUGGCCUGGGGAGGCUUUUGGCAUGAGACUCUUGGAGAAUGUCCGACUGAAAGAGACUUCUGGGACAUGGGACCAAAAGGCCAUCUAAGGAGAGCUUUUGGAGUGACAUUUGCCUCUAAGAAGGAAAGGACCUGACUGAGGGCUCAGCAACCACUCGGUAACUCUCCCUGCAAAGGUUUCAGGAAGCAGGGCAACUGGUCCAUGCAUUCCUAUUCCUUGGACUCCUCUGCCUCUUGAGGAGCCACCUGGAAGCAUGCACAGAUUCUGCAGGAACUAGGACUAUAGUCAGCAUCUUAACCGUACACCUCCCAUGCAUGCAGGAGCAGUUCUGAACUUGGCAUGGACAGAUACGUUCAUACGGACCAGGCCAUGGAAGAUGCUUAUGAGACGGCAGGGAUUGAAGCCUGCACCCAGCCCUGGCUGCAAGUCCAUCAGGUGAUGCUGGAUGUUCUGCACUCUCUUGUCUGACAGCUGGGAAGUUGUGGCAGCCUCCCCUCCUCCAGCUUCCCUGCUCUUUGUCUGUAAGCCUGGGGUUGCGGGGCGAAGGCUUCAGAGACUCUUGCUUUUCUUUUCUUUUUUAACGCAAUAAAGUAAUCAAUGAAAGUGGAAAUCAA